CCCGACUUCCCCCCCCGUUCGCCGCACACACUUGUGAAGCUUUUCAGAGUUAUCCUUCAGCAUCAGUGGCACCGGCAGGCAAGCCCGGGGGAGCUGCGACACCGAAACGUGCUCGGCAAACUGCAAGAGAGAUCAGAGGGAGAGGAGCGGCCGGGAGCGGCCCGGGCCGGCGGCCCCUGCCCGUACCCGCUGGGGGCUGCACUUCCCGUCUGCGAUAUUGCAUAUAUUUUUUUUUCCUUUUUCUUUUUUUUUUUUUUUUUUUUUUUUUUUUUUCGCUGCUCCUCUCGCUUUCUCGAGGAAGGACGGCGGGGUUUGUAGCAUUGCGGGCGGGCGAGCUGCCGGGUCGCCUGCCCUAGGCGUGCGAGGUGAGGCGAGAGGGAGGUAGAGAUGCCUCUGAUUAGAGGGAAAUUCGUACUCAUCCUCGGCUUCGUCUUUCUGACAACUUUCCUGGCUGCUCUGAGAGGGCUGCCCGUGAGGAAACAGCGCAGUAACAGCCCGAAGGAGAGGAGCUCCAAGCUGGCGGAGGUUUCUGCCUCGUCUGACCCCCAUUCAGCAGGGGAUGAGGAGCUGCCGCCAGCGGGCAAGGCUCGGGGGCUGAGGCGGAGCGGGCAGGCCGGCCUGCGGCGGCACAGACGCCGUGGGGUGGCUCAGCAGGCUGCUAGGAGCCCAGCGGUGCCCCAGCCCAGCAGUUUUGGCCUGGAGGAGAGCCUGCCCUUCGUGCUGGACCUGCAGAGCUUGCCGGGGCUGGCCAACGUGGACCUGAGUGCCCAGAACCCCAACAUCCAGGUGACCAUCGAAGUGGUGGACGAUCCUCAGGCUGAGAUGGAGAUGGACUUAUUGAAGGAGACAAACAGUGACUGGUCCCUGACAUCCUCUGAGUGGUUGUCCCACAAGGACCUCUUCUGGCCCCUCUUCUGGGAAUACACAGACCCUGCUGAAGAGGAGGAGGAGGAAGAGGAGGAAGAUGACAACCUGAAUGUAGGAGACAAGGAGGAGGAGGAGGAAGAUUACACAGCAGACUACGAGGAGGAGGAGUCCAUGCUCAGUGGAGUGGGAGGUGACUGGGACCAGCGAUGGCCUGCGCAGAAGAAUUGGAUCUUUAAGGAAAAAUAUAAUUAUGACUAUGAAGAUGAGGAGGAAUGGAGUCCAUGGUCCCCUUGCAGCAUCACCUGUGGCAGUGGCAACCAGAAGAGGACACGGUCCUGUGGCUAUGCCUGCACAGCAACAGAGUCAAGGACCUGUGACCUGCCACGCUGCCCUGGAGCAGAGGGGGAAAUGGUUCUCCCUACAGAGGAGACAGCUUUCAAGAGUGACAACACCACAGAGCUAUUCAACUCAGAGGUGGACAGCUGUGAGAAGUGGCUGAACUGCAAGAGCGAUUUCCUUACCAAAUACCUGAGCAAGGUGCUGACGGACCUGCCCAGCUGCCCCUGCUCCUACCCACUGGAGGCCGUCUACAGCGCAGUCAACCUGCGGGAUGAAGGGCAGGGCAAGAGCUUCCGAUGGCGGGACGCCAGUGGCCCCAAGGAGCGCCUGGACAUCUACAAGCCGACGGCGCGCUUCUGCCUGCGCUCCAUGCUUUCCCUCGACAGCACCACCCUGGCUGCCCAGCACUGCUGCUACGACGAGCACACCCGCCUCAUCACCCGCGGCAAAGGGGCCGGCGUCCCCAACCUCAUCAGCACCGAGUUCUCCCCAGAGCUGCACUACAAGGUGGACAUGCUGCCCUGGAUCCUCUGCAAGGGUGACUGGAGCCGCUAUCAUGCCGUCCGGCCCCCCAACAACGGGCGGCGGUGUGCCGACAACCCCGCUGAGGAGGAGUACCUCUCCCAGCUGCAGGAGGCCAAGGAGUACUAGCAACAGCCAUACUCAGAGGAGCCAGGGCUACCACCCUGGCCCAGUCUGGCAAAGCCCUGGCCCUGCUUAUGGGCCCCUCGCUGACGCUGGGCAGAGCGGGGAGGAUGCAGUAUCCAUCUCACCCCCUCAGAGGGUCACCUCAGCCUUCCUUGGAUUUCCGAGGGUGCUGGAGGCUAUCAUGGUACGAUCCCUGCUGUGCCACCUGGUGCGGUGCUGCACCCCGGGGUGCCUGGGCUGGUGAGUGGGGAGCCACAGGGGAUGGGAGGUAUGAAAGGAAUGGGGGCUCCUUCUUUCUGCUUUCAUUCUCUGUGAUCUUUCAAUGCAGUCUGAAAGCUGAGCGUCUGCAGGGCGAAAUGGCCUCAGCUCCUGCUGUCUUCACACCCCAUCUGAGGAGCUUGCCUGCUGCAGACAGAGCUGCCUGCUCUUGCCUGUGACAUCUGCCCUGGCACAUGCUGAUCUGCUUCUGAAUCUGGGGGGUAGAUCCUCCCAGGGAGAGUCAGGGCUGUCCCACCCUCACUUACAGAGGUACAGAGUGGGGUCUGUUUUCUCCUCGGGUUUUUCCAUGCGUGGCUGGGAAGGAGCAUGGAAAGAUUUAGCAGGUUUUCAUGGUUUGAUAAGCGAGGUUGGGGCAGGAGGAGACUGGCAACUGGGCUCUGUUGGCAAGAUUGCAUUGCCAUUACAGUUUUGGCUGUGAAAAGGAACACUGGGUGCCAGAGCCAGGCACAGGUGGACCUCAGUGGAGGUCAGCAUGGGGGACACACCACCUGCGUGCAUUUCAGCCCCUCUGUCUGAGUUCUUAGGGGAGUAGGGUGGCAGCAGCUAUGCACAUCCCACCACCAGCCUGCCUGCACGUGGGCUCCCUGGCAGCCCUUUGCAGGUUUCAGUGCUUGGGAGCACUUGUGACACGGCUCAGCAGAAAGUCCUGCAUUUCCCACUCUACCAGCUCAGCCACUGCUCAUGCCAUUACUGGACAGGCUGAAAAAGUACCGAGACAUGUUGGCCAUGAGGAUAGGAAAAAGUCAGGUGCCACUGGGAGCACCCAAUAUUGCUCCUGUCUGGUCUGCUGCUGACCUCAGGCCCUACUCCAUGUUGUGUCUGCCAGGUCCCCAGCAAGAGACAGCCCAGAGAAUACACAAGUCAUGGGCACAAUCCAUGCUCCCCUGGUUGCUUGGACAGGCAAGCAAGUGUGGAUCCAAAAGUGGAAGACACACUUGAUAAUAAUGAUGUCUGCCAAUCAUAGAUCAUGAUGCUUUCCAUUGGCACUUUGGUCUUGCCUGGGUUUUAUUCAGCUUUUCACAGGUCUAUGACAGUUUCUCAUAGAAUAUUUUGGGAACUGUGAAAUUUACUGCAGAGAAAGUAGGCUGAGGACCUUUAUCCCUGGACAUUCAGUUGCUGAACCUGGCAGAAAUUGUGCAUAACUUUUAUUGAGCAAAUUUCAUGCAUCAGAGGAAAUAAAAGCACAAGUCAAGUACACGUAAAGAAGCAUGGAGUAAUUUCUAGACCAGAGGUUUAACCCAAAGCUGUUGGCUACUCUGCUUUUCUGCAGGACAUUGUUGGAAAAUAAAAAGCAUCCAUCUGUGUGCAGAGGUCCUUGGUUGACUGUCCUCUGCUAAGUCUGUCCUUGCAGGAGCUUUCUCCAGGGCCAGUGAAUGUCCACAGUCUGAUAUCUCUUUGGGAAUUCUUUUCUGGAAUUGUCGUAUUUAUGCUGAGUGUAUGUUGAUCCUUUUGCCUUGGUUACUGAUAGAAUAUUGCAUCCUUGGUCAUCAGGACCUAAGAAUUCACUGCUGGUUAAGCAAAAGUGCUAAUGAGGCAUGCAGCUUGGGAUGACCAAUGUUACAGAGAGGGUGAGAAGAAAGACACAACCAAAUAAGCAUGGAUGGAGCCCCAAGUGCUGGUAAAUUUUCAUCACCUUUACAUGUUCCCUAAACCAAAGGGUCGUUUCCUCACUUGUUUCUGGUGAAGUGGUAGGUGAUAAAGACAUGGUCAAGAGGGGGUGGCAGUGACCUGGUGGCUUGGUUCUGGGAGCCUGGGACGUGUGGAGAGGCUCAGCAACAGACAUGGAGGUGUUGUAUGGGAAGUAGAUGAGCAGCUGAAGCCAUGGAAGGAUGAGCUUGUUAUCUUCUGUCAUUUGGCAGAGCAUCUUCAUAUUUCUUCUCCCGUAUCAUAUGUCAUCAUUAACAUCAACAGACUUUCAGAGGAGCUUAUUUACCAUCAGUGCACGGACUUCUUAAAAACAACUUCUUAUUAAAUGUGCCUGAUGUCCAGUAUUGGACCCACACAUGGAAACAGGAACUCUCCAAACAGCCUUUCCUAAUGGAGACUUUCAGUAACUCAGUCAAUUUGUUUGUUAGACUUGCUGCUCUCUGAGGAAGUGUUGACAUAAUAAGGACAAUUACCCAGGAUUUGCACCUUCCUCCUCUUUAUACUGGGUAUGUCAGCCAGUCUACCCCCUAAAAAAUAAACUAUAAUUUCUGUAAUAAAUGGAGUUACUGUCCAAUGGCAAGUAGGAAAAUUUCUUGCAUUGUGACCCCCACCCUCGAAAAAAAAAAUCCUGGUUGAAAGCCAAGUGGCUCUUCUGCCUCACUGCCUCUGUGGUUUGGAUGAUACAGGCAAGAACUGGAGCAUGAGAAACAAGAAGCAUUGUUGUUACUCACACAAGCACCUUACACGCCAGGAGGCUAUGGGGGCACCAUGAGAAAAGUAGACAUUAAGCAAGCGUUUAUUUUUAUAUCCCAUCAAAGAUUCUCUCCGGUCCACUGCUAUUUAAGUGAUGAAUCUCCAAGCUUCCACUCCUUAAGUUUAUUGUGGUUUUUAUAUAUAAUAUAUUUAAAAAUUACUUUUAUUCCUACAAAAUUUCAUUGAGAAUAAUUCUUUAUUCUGAUGCUGCAAUAAAGCACUUUAUAUAU
Molecule: messenger RNA, 4763 nt
Organism: Calypte anna (Anna's hummingbird)
Lineage: Eukaryota; Metazoa; Chordata; Aves; Apodiformes; Trochilidae
Gene: ISM2
Product: isthmin 2
Exons: 6
Coding region: 388-1857 (489 amino acids)
Source: RefSeq, a predicted model, not a curated record